GAUAUCUGUGAGUACACCCUGUUUCGCUGUCCUUUAUGUCUCGAUCUUCAUCAUACAUGGACAGGCUGCACAUCUCUCUGCUCAUUCUCAUAGGAGCUGUUUCUUGCAGUAAUGAUUCAGUUUCUGGAUCGGUGUUAGAGGUGACAGUCAGACCAGGAGACGACAUCACUCUCUACUGUGACUGCAAAUUAUCAACUGGAGUAUACAUAGUGUGGUACAGGAACUGCUCUCAUGAGAACCAGCCUUCUCUUGUCCUACAAACAAAACACCCUUCAAAGACGGUCAACACUGAAAAUGACCCUCUGAAGAUUCUGCCUCGUUUUCAGUUUGUGAGAAACUUUUCUUCUGCAUCCUAUGACCUGCUGAUCAUGAACAUCACUCACUCUGAUGAGGGUCUCUACUACUGUGGAACUGUGCAGACCAAGGUGGAGGAUAAAGAAUACAUUACAUCCAGAACUAUUUACAGAUACGGCAACAUCACAACAAGGAUUGUAUUCAGCUCCAGUGAACCUCAUCACCCUGAGGCUUCACAAGAAUGUGGUGUAUGCUGGAUGCUGCUGUUCUCUCUGUGUCCAGCUUUAGCUGUCUUCUCCUCUCUCCUCUCCUCUCUUCUGGUUUAUCACCUCUGUCAGAGAAAGGCUAAAGAACCUCAAGUUGAUCAGCAAAGACCUCAAACAGGAAUGAAUCAGGAUGAAGAUGUGUGUUAUGCUGCAGUGGAAAUCCGUCAGGCAUCACAGAGACCAAAGAAGAAGAAAACCCAGAGUUCUGACUUCAGCACCUAUUCUGCCAUCAAUACUUCCAGGAUGUAGAGAGCCUAAAACAAGACAACAGACGUAAUAAACUGUAUAAUGAUGAUUAAUGAUAAAUGAUAUAAUUCAUUCGUAGGAAUAUGUAUAUAUCCUCCCGUCACUUAUCGUCCACAUUUAAGGCUGAGCAACAUUCAUCAUUAUCUGUAACUGAUAUGUAUGAAAAUUUGUAUGAACAAAUGUGCUUUUUGCUGAAAGUGGAAAGCAAUGAUGUUUUCCAAAAGUUGAUUUAAACUCUGUUUCUAAUUUCCUUACACCACAAAAAAAAAAAAAUCUUGAGAUGGAACACCUGUUUGUUGUUGAUUACAAUUCAGCUACAGAUUCCCCCUUUUUUUUUUUUUUGGAUUGAAAUCGAUCUGUACCAUUUCAUAACGGCUAUGAUGGUGGGGAUUGUCUGUAUCAAGACAUGAUUGCUGUUUUCAGGCAAUUUCCUGUUCUUAUCUUAGUUAGCCAUCGGCCUCAACCCUUCACCAGCAGAGUUUGAUGCCAGUAUUUGUCAUGUUGGAGCUCAUUCUGCCACAGAGAAUGAGACUCAGAGUAAUAAUAAUCUUGUUUAAAGGACAUGUCUUACAAAAGCCAAGAUGGCGACAGUUUAACACAGAUUUCUAGAAGUUACAAGACAACACAGAGGUAACAGUUAAACCCACCUCGACAACAUCUUGUUGCACCUUGUAAUCAGUAAGGCUCACAGGAAACCCAGAGUGACAAACAGCCUCUCGUACGGCUGCAGAGCUUAACGUGCAGACAGACUGAAGCUGCAGAUUAGUGUACAGCUUCACUGUCCACAGUUCAGUGUGCAUGUUGAGAAUACAGAUAAUACUUAAAAAACACAAGUACACACACACACAAACCAGCAAUGACAGAAAAGCUUCUAUUCGUAGUGUUUUGUUUUGGGGUUUUUUUUACAUUAUUGUGCCUCAAAAAUGCUUUAAAAUCAGUGAACUAUAUCAUUUGUCAGAUUAAGUAUUUGCUUAUUUUAGAUGCAUUUGUAUUGGGAGCACUUGACAACCUUUAACAGAGAGAAAGCGAAGCAAAUUUUGGUGUUGUACUGUAUGUAUAUGAGAGUAGUUAGUCACAGAGGCUUCAGGUGAAACUCUCCUGACCUCUAGUGGAGAUGUUAAGA
Molecule: messenger RNA, 1929 nt
Organism: Epinephelus fuscoguttatus (brown-marbled grouper)
Lineage: Eukaryota; Metazoa; Chordata; Actinopteri; Perciformes; Serranidae
Exons: 5
Coding region: 36-809 (257 amino acids)
Biological process (GO): response to bacterium
Source: RefSeq, a predicted model, not a curated record